Messenger RNA from Symbiodinium sp. CCMP2592, 264 nucleotides. Lineage: Eukaryota; Dinophyceae; Suessiales; Symbiodiniaceae. The record is from the annotation of a GenBank genome assembly.
AUGCCGCCAUCGCCAUGCUCACGCAGCAGAGGCAGCGGGACAUGGCGCGAGACCUCAGCCAGGCUCUGGAAGCCAACAGAACACGAAGAUCAAGACCAGGUUGAUUCCAGUCUGAUAGUGCGCUGCCUGGCUAUCUCCGAAGGGGGCACCAUGUUCGGCCUUACCCGCGCAUUCCCUUCUGGGGCGGUAGUGGCAGGAAAGACCGAGUUCGUAGAUCAGGGCAAGCUGGUCAAAGACAUCGACUCGCUGACCACGGCACCGUGA